CAAAAACUCUUGCUUAAUAAUAUUAUAUUGCUGGUGAAUGACAACGCGCAAGCGGGUUUGUUGCUCUUUUUUUUUUCAUGCUGUUGGCAAGCCCCGCUCCUCGCGCUUCGCUUCUCACCCGUCGCUCAUCUUUCCCCUUCCAGAAUGGCAGAUGGGAUGGAUCCACUCUUCCGGAACCCCUCAGACCAUGUCGGAGUCGAACAGCCACUGCACAAUGAUUUCCUACAUCACACCUCUCCCAAAAUCCGCUCCAAUGAAAUACUUUCCAGACCCCAUUUGUUUUUAUUUGAAUAUGUUUUCCUUCGAUGCGGCUAUAUAUUUUUUGCCAAGAUCAAUGGCACACGGCAGCCGUACACAACAUUAGAUGCCGCUUGGAGUGACGUGAAGGUAUAUUGCUUUCGGGAACGGCUAUACUACAACACUAU
Molecule: messenger RNA, 425 nt
Organism: Periconia digitata
Lineage: Eukaryota; Fungi; Ascomycota; Dothideomycetes; Pleosporales; Periconiaceae
Source: the annotation of a GenBank genome assembly